This is a messenger RNA of Portunus trituberculatus (swimming crab), 2472 nucleotides long. RefSeq names its product phosphopantothenoylcysteine decarboxylase subunit VHS3-like (gene Ppcdc). NCBI's taxonomy places the organism in Eukaryota, Metazoa, Arthropoda, Malacostraca, Decapoda, Portunidae. Gene Ontology annotation, molecular function: FMN binding; phosphopantothenoylcysteine decarboxylase activity. Bases 155 to 964 code for a protein of 269 amino acids. The transcript is spliced from 3 exons. Gene Ontology annotation, cellular component: phosphopantothenoylcysteine decarboxylase complex. The record is from RefSeq and is a predicted model, not a curated record. Gene Ontology annotation, biological process: coenzyme A biosynthetic process.
AGUGUCGUGAGCAGUCACGAGAUUACCUGGCUUGUCGCAUGGAAAAAGGUCUAAUGGCUCAGGAAGAAUGGAGCAAACUAGGAUAUUCUGACCUGGAAGCACCCAAGAAUCAUUCCACCUGAACACACCUAACCACCACACUUAAAGAAAGGCCAUGUCCCAUCUGCCUCCCCUUGGUACUGGCCCACGGGUCCUGCUUGGUUGCACAGGCAGUGUGGCAACCAUCAAGGUGCCUGAAUUGGCACGGCGGUUGCAGGAGCGUGGGGCAAGUGUAGUCAUUGUGCCCACCAAGAAUGCUUGCCACUUCUUGAAAAUGCAGGCUAAAGUAGAUACUGGUCCUCGAAGGAGAACAGCUAGUGGUGGCGGUAGCUUUUCUAGUCAGGAAAGGAAAACUUCCAAUAAUGGUGAGCUAAGGUGCAGUGACAGUGAGGAGCAGAACAGCAGCAGUGAUCCUUGCAGCCAAUGUGGGAGCCGAAGUCCCGUGGGAGUAAUGGCAGCAGGUGGGGGAGAUGACAGUACUCUGAGAUCCCUCUACCCUGACCUCAAGUUUAUCCUGGACCAAGACGAGUGGUCUGCUUGGAAUGGUCGUGGAGAUCCAGUACUUCACAUCCAACUGAGGGACUGGGCACAAGUGAUGGUCAUUGCACCCUUGGAUGCUAACACCAUGGCCAAGAUGGCCCAGGGACUCUGUGACAACCUGUUGACUUGUAUUGUUCGUGCAUGGGAUGUGAUGCGGCCCCUGAUAUUCUGUCCUGCCAUGAACACACACAUGUACAAACACCCGCUCACCAUGCGACACACAGCAAUGCUCAAGGAUCUUGGAUAUAUUGAGGUGUGUGUAGUGUCCAAGAGGCUGAUGUGUGGAGAUAUUGGGCCUGGAGCCAUGGCUGAACUGGACAAUAUAGUCAACGCUGUUAUGCAAGAAUUGCCGGGUGCUCAGAGAAUUGCUCAUGGGCCCUUCUAGUCAAGGAGGGGGGAUUCCUAUCUUAUCAAGUAUGCCACAUGUGUAUGCAAGAAAUAUUCAGUACUUUUCCUAAAAAUUUCAGAUGAACUCCUUCAGAUAUGAAUGGCAAAAUGUCUUCAUUCUGCAGGAACUUCUACUCAAGCCAACAUUUUUAUGCAAUACAGUGUAUUCACAAGUGGCUAAUCAUGCGCACAAAUAAAUGUAUAUCAGUAUCAAUUGUAUAGCAAUCAGGGAAUAUCAGGAGACUUAUAAGUAAACAGUAGUGAUUUGUAGAAUGUGUAAUAAAAUGAAACUUAUACACAUUGAAAAAUCUUUUUUGACAGUGUCCUGGAAAGAGGGAGGGAGAGAGGUAUAAUGGUACAGCAGGCACUAGGCCAACAAACUACUACACUAUUGGUAAUCACUUAUGGCUAAGUUGGUAAUACUAGGUACUCAUUUAGCAUAGUAUAGUUUAUGCUGAUGCCUAUUCUUUGGCCCAAGAGGUGUGUCAUGACAGAAGUCCCCAUUAGCACCAUCUGUUCUUGCACCUCACCCCUUUUGCAUUCUAGUCUCUUGUAGCACUUGUAGCUCCUACUCAUUGUGCUUAUUAUGUCAAGCAUUCAAAUACUGGCCACUAACAUAUCUCUAACUUGCUGUUUUUCUGUGUUUUAGAAACUAUACUACAUGUAGCAUGGGUAGAAACAUAAGAAAGCAAUCCAGAGCAGACCAUGAAAGGUGGAAUGAAGACCUUUGUUAUGGUAGACAUGAGAUCCAAACACAACCCACCAAGCCAUGAGUAAUUUCUAAUAGCUCAGUUAGUCUCAGUCUAACUGUCACUACAGGAAGAGCAGUCCCAUAAAACUGCCCUUCAUUCUCACCCUUGCAAAUAUUUAUCUCAUUACUUUUUCCCAUUCGUAAAAGCUAUGAUUAAUUAAGAAAUAUGGUUGUAGAACUUUUUUUAUUGAGAAUGUUACCCAUAGCCUUAUUGAAUGCCUUCCAUUAUAACAUUUUCACCUGUAAGCUAUGCUUUUAAUUUUCCUAUGGGUAUUUUUUAUGCACCUGUAAGUUAUUCCCUCCAAAUAAAGGAAAUCCCUCUGAAUAAUUUUUUUUUAGUUGAAAAUUAUACCUGUGUACACCAAAUGCCAGUGGUUUCCUGGAAAGUGAUGUAAAAAAUAAAUAUUGAGUGGAUUGGAAUCAAGCUUUUAUAGGAGUUCCUAUGUUGAGAGGUGAACAGUGAGAUGGGAGGAAUUUCAUUCUGUGUUAAACCCUAAUGGACUGACCAGUUAAUGUUGGCCGAUGUUACAAAAGUGAGUGUUUGUGCGAUAUAAAAUGGAUAUUAUAAAUACAAAAGGGAGAAAUCUGAACUUGACAGGUGAAUGGAAGAAUAGGUGUAAAGAGAGGAAAUGGCCUUGUUGGUGGACUCUAGAAGUAAUGUAUGAUGUAGUAAAAGAACUGAUGUAACCAAAACUUAUUAUUUAUGAGACAUGUGAGUGCUUGUGAAUAUGGUUUUUAUUAAAAAGAGAAAUGCA